Aspergillus alliaceus is the source of this 558-nucleotide messenger RNA. RefSeq lists its product as uncharacterized. NCBI's taxonomy places the organism in Eukaryota, Fungi, Ascomycota, Eurotiomycetes, Eurotiales, Aspergillaceae. The transcript is spliced from 2 exons. Bases 1 to 558 code for a protein of 185 amino acids. The record is from RefSeq and is a predicted model, not a curated record.
AUGUCUGGCACCAGCGAUCUUCGCCAUGACGGUACUGCGGCCAAGAGAGUCUAUAACCACAAGAUGAACAAGUUGAAGUGGGCUCACCGUGGCCGAGCAUCCUUUCCUCAUCGCGAUGUAUCCAUCUCUGACCCGGUGGCCCGACCGGUGAUACCUCAGACUCACUCGCUGAAGUAUACCCGUCUUUUGCAGCUCGACCGGAAGGCCAAGUCCAACCAACUCGCCACCGAUGCCAAACUCACCCUGCGACGUGACGUCCGCGAGGCCCUUGACAGCGGCUCGUCCGAUUCCUCCUCGACGGAAGACGUCGAUGAUCCCUCGUCCGCACCGGACGUUUUGGGUGUCCUCCAGGAAGACGAUUCUAUCGAGCCGUACGAAGUAUCGGGACAGACGAUCCUAUCCGAUGCGAUCAAUAAGGCUGUAGAGAGGUUUGAGACACAGGAGACCGAGAAGCUCGUCAAGGAAUAUGAGGUCAUCACUCGCGAGAGUGAGAUCGCUCUGGGCUAUCUCGCUGACGAUGAUUUCGAGUUGGUUAAUCAUGAUCACGCAAAGGUGUGA